Bolinopsis microptera is the source of this 2867-nucleotide messenger RNA. RefSeq names its product potassium channel subfamily K member 15-like. Bases 1253 to 2470 code for a protein of 405 amino acids. The transcript is spliced from 8 exons. Gene Ontology annotation, molecular function: potassium ion leak channel activity; outward rectifier potassium channel activity. Gene Ontology annotation, cellular component: plasma membrane. NCBI's taxonomy places the organism in Eukaryota, Metazoa, Ctenophora, Tentaculata, Lobata, Bolinopsidae. The record is from RefSeq and is a predicted model, not a curated record. Gene Ontology annotation, biological process: stabilization of membrane potential; potassium ion transmembrane transport.
CACUAUAACGGACCAUAUCAUAUUACCUCAAUCACCAAGUUACCAAACGUGAUCAUUUUACAUUUAACCGUAGCAGGGUGUUCGGAUGUUACAUUUGUCUGUGAUAUGUGUGGUGAUUCCUUCCGUUCAGCUGGUAUAAAUUAAGUAACUACGUGGAUAGUAUUACAGUGAACUGUCAUUUACAUGUUUGUUACUGUCAUGUACGUUCUUCUUUUACAAAGUUUGAUUUUAGUUCCGAUUCUCUCCUAUUUACUCAAGCAUGUCCAUGGCUUUGAAUUGUCAAUUGUUACUACGCGUUUGAUGUCCCUGCCCCCUGGCUGUUCGUAUCUUAAACAAUACUUAUGAUCAUGCAGCAGUCAAGUAUAGUAUAAUAGUUGAGUAGCUGGUGAUCAUGACUUUAAUAAUAUCCCUUACUGUGAAAAUAUAAUUAAAUUUAACGCAAGCACCGUGGAUAAAUUUAGAAUCUUAUGAUUUCAUUGACUUUUAAUAGUUGUUCAGCAGCGGAGUACACAAAAUUUACAUUCCUUUAUUGGGAAGCUGAUUGCUGAAAGUCACUUCAAAUAUUUCUGGCGACACAUUAACUAAUACAAAGCUCAGUAAAGCUGUACGUUGUCACAUAUUGCCCUUGUUGUAGUUUGCUUUGUUAACUUGUUAAUUAGGAUCAGUAAGAAUUUAUCUUUUGGCAGCCUUUCUUUGAAGGAAUGAACCCGCGAACCGUGUGUUUACUGUUUCUUCAGAACCGUGUGUUUACUGUUUCUUCGAAGUGUUUAGUUCAGUAUUAUCUCACGUAAACACAAUAUAUACAGACUGGUUUAUUGUUGGUACUUGGUCUACAGCGAUUAGUAUACCAUUACAAUCUCAGUUGUAGUGCAUUAUGUUAUACUCCUCGCAGUUAUGAAAACAACGGCUAUAUGCAUUAUGUAGUGCACCAUUUUACCACUGAAUGAAGUCACUAGACACUAGUUUUCAACUGCCAUUAAAAAUAGAAAAAUGUCGUCAGAGGCAAUUACGCAACUCGCAUACAUAUCCCUUCUUUUUAACAUGAACUUAGAAGGGAUCAUAUCAGUUACGUACUCGGGACUAGGGUAAUGACUUUAUCGGACCACAACAAUUCCGUCACUUUUGGCUUUAUCUAAUUUCCUGUCCUUAGUUUCCUUAUACAUGAUCCAGCAUUUCCUGGAUCAUUAUUGAUUCCACUCAUUUUUAUUCCUUACCGUUCUCGUUGUUUCACUUUUUCACUACUCGUUUAAAAAUGCAGCCUCCAACCUUUUCAUCCACUUCAAGUAAAACCCCCAUCUUCACAUCUGAAGGCUCCCAGGAGGGAUCACACGCCAUCAUGUUGCCGAUGGAGAAGGAGAGACAGGUGAAGAAGUCAGUAUGUCAAAUGGUGUGUCUUAUCGUGGCUCAGUUCAUUUACCUGAUGUUGGGAAGUGGUAUGUUCAUGUUUCUGGAGAGGGACUCCACUCAGAAGGGAUAUAGGAUCGCUCUUGAUCAGUUGAAGGAGGUGAGAAAAGAAAUGUCCCUGACAGCAGAGCAGGAAAACGUACUUAAAAUUGCUUUCAGUAAAGGUUUUAGUUUUCACGAUGAUGAGCUACCUGCAACAGCAAGACAUUCCUGGGAUUUUAUCUCUACCUUGUACUUCAGCAUUACUUCUACCACAACUAUUGGUUACGGGCAUCACAGUCCUAUGACAGGAGGGGGACAGUUGUUCUGUAUAUUCUUCAGUUUAGGGGGAAUACCACUGCACAUGGUCACGCUAGGUUGUAUUGGUAAACACCUCAAUUGCGUCAUAUCAAGGUUCUUAAACUUCUCAGCGGGGAAGUACAUCAACAAGGGUCAAGGGAAGAAAGAUAGUGCUACAUUCAUUGUAACCCUCUCCCUGCUUUUGUUCUUCGUUAUUUUCAGUGCUGGGUCAGUGCGCCUCAUCAUGGGGGAUGUAACCUACAUACAGGCUAUCUACUUUAUCUACGUUACCAUUAGUACUAUCGGGUUUGGGGACUUUGUCAUCAGGUUCGAGGAACAAAGUGACUAUAACCGAGUUAUGAUUCUAGCACUGUGGGCGCUAGCUCUCUACCUUGGCAUGUCCAUCCUGUCUGCCACCAUAAUGAGCAUAUCCUCUCGAACCAAGACCAGUCACAGGAAAGUGUUCGAGCUGAUGAACAGACUGGCAUUCGGGAAGAAGUACAAGAAACCGCUCAAGACAAGAGGUCAUGGACGGAGGGAUGAUGAAGCCCUGAACAGCCUGAUUAUGGUGGAUGUUAAGUUCUUGGUGGCCCAGCUUGAUUUGCAGACAGAUCCGGAUAAGCGUGCUGAAAUUCAGAGGUGGAUAGACGCAUAUGAGGAUCAAAGCUCCACAAGUGACGAUGGAUACAGUGACUGGUCGAGUAUUGAGCCGGAAUCAGAUUAUAGUCCAGAAGAGGCUGAUCAAGAUAACAAGUGUAACGGUCAUAACAACGACAUCGUGGAGUAGAGCUGUAUCACGUGGUGUUGUAAUGACGUCACGUGGUGAUGUGAUGACGUCACGUGGUUAUCUGAUGACGUCACGUGGUUAUGUGAUGACGUCACGUGGUGUUGUGAUGACGUCACGUGACGUCAUGACGUCACGUGGUGAUGUGAUGACGUCACGUGGUGAUUUGAUGACGUCACGUGGUGUUGUCAUGACGUCACCUCAAGUUUUUGUUUGACUAAGUAGUGUCGAAAUAAAUGAUUGCACUCACCCAGUAGCUAAUACAAAGUAAACAGUCCAACUUGUAUUAUACGGGGUUCUAGGAACAUAUGAUAUUAUAAUUGAUACGAUAAAUGUUUUUUAGAUGUUUUUAAAAUGAACUUGUAAUUUAUUAACAAAAUAACCAAAACUUUUCUCGAGA